Molecule: messenger RNA, 1489 nt
Organism: Lemur catta (Ring-tailed lemur)
Lineage: Eukaryota; Metazoa; Chordata; Mammalia; Primates; Lemuridae
Gene: LASP1
Product: LIM and SH3 protein 1
Exons: 7
Coding region: 330-1112 (260 amino acids)
Cellular component (GO): focal adhesion
Molecular function (GO): actin filament binding
Source: RefSeq, a predicted model, not a curated record
CGGCCCAGGAGCACAGGGGCGCGAGCACCCCCGGCCCUGGAGCCCUCCCCGGAACCCGCCCCCGCGCGGCCCCACGUCGCCCAGGGAGCGCGCCUCGCCGCGCGCGCCCCUGCCCGCGCCCGCGGCGCGUGCCCGCCCCGGUGCAGCCCCUCCUCCCCGCUGUGUUUAUUAGGGGAAGGAGGGCGGAGGCGGAGGCCAGUUCCCCAGCUCCAGCCGCCGCCGCCGCCGCCGUCCGUGCUGUUGCAGCAGCGGCCGCCUCCCGCCAGCUCGCCCCGGGAAAGAGAACGCGCGCGAGCUCGGGCGUCCCCGCCCCAGCCUUUCCCGGAGCCAUGAAUCCCAACUGUGCCCGGUGCGGCAAGAUCGUGUACCCCACGGAGAAGGUGAACUGUCUGGACAAGUUUUGGCAUAAAGCAUGCUUCCAUUGCGAGACCUGCAAGAUGACACUGAACAUGAAGAACUACAAGGGCUAUGAGAAGAAGCCCUACUGCAACGCACACUACCCCAAGCAGUCCUUCACCAUGGUGGCUGACACCCCGGAAAACCUUCGCCUCAAGCAACAGAGCGAGCUCCAGAGUCAGGUGCGCUACAAGGAGGAGUUUGAGAAGAACAAGGGCAAAGGCUUCAGCGUGGUGGCAGACACACCUGAGCUCCAGAGAAUCAAGAAGACCCAGGACCAGAUCAGUAAUAUAAAGUACCAUGAGGAGUUUGAAAAGAGCCGCAUGGGCCCCAGCGGGGGCGAGGGCAUGGAGCCGGAGCGCCGGGAUGCCCAGGACAGCGGCAGCUACCGGCGGCCCCCAGAGCAGCAGCCCCACCAUAUCCCGACCAGUGCCCCGGUUUACCAGCAGCCCCAGCAGCAGCCGGCGGCCCAGUCCUAUGGUGGCUACAAGGAGCCUGCGGCCCCCGUCUCCAUACAGCGCAGCGCCCCGGGCGGCGGCGGGAAGCGGUACCGCGCCGUGUACGACUACAGCGCCGCCGACGAGGACGAGGUCUCCUUCCAGGACGGGGACACCAUCGUCAACGUGCAGCAGAUCGACGACGGCUGGAUGUACGGGACGGUGGAGCGCACGGGCGACACGGGGAUGCUGCCCGCCAACUACGUGGAGGCCAUCUGAGCCCCGGGCGCCCCCACCUCGCCUCCUGGGCGUGACCCGUCCACCCCUCAGUGUCUGUUUUUUAAAAUCCGCGACAGCUUGUGAUUCCCACCCCUUCUCCAGCUUCUUUUGCCAACUGAAGCCUUCUUCUGCCACUUCCGCGGGCUCCUUCGUCCAGCAGGUUUUCCCCUUGACCGACCUCCUGGUUUCUCUCUGGAUGGGACAGGCGCGGGCCUCUCUGGGGCAGGCCGAGGCCGGGCUGGGAAGGGGGACCCGUUGGCUCCCCGGCCUCCCCUGCCUCCGUCUUCUCCCCGCCUCAGCCUCCUGCCCAGCCCCUCACACACCCACACAUUCCAGGGCUGGGCGACCGCCACACUCCCAGGGCCCCAGGGCCGGGC